Dichotomopilus funicola is the source of this 1104-nucleotide messenger RNA. Its product is annotated as glycoside hydrolase. NCBI's taxonomy places the organism in Eukaryota, Fungi, Ascomycota, Sordariomycetes, Sordariales, Chaetomiaceae. Gene Ontology annotation, molecular function: hydrolase activity, hydrolyzing O-glycosyl compounds. Gene Ontology annotation, biological process: glucan catabolic process. The record is from RefSeq and is a predicted model, not a curated record. The transcript has a single exon. Bases 1 to 1104 code for a protein of 367 amino acids.
AUGGUCCGGUCAAUGGUCUACGGCUUUGCCAGCCUAGCGCUCACCGUGAACUCAGUAUGGGCAGCGGCCUCCUACAAACUUGUUGACAAUUACGAUGCCAGCAAUUUCUUCACGGAGUUCGACUUUUUCACUGAACCCGAUCCGACCCACGGUUUUGUCGCGUACGCCGAUGCCGACACUGCCAGCCGCCACAGUCUUGCCGGCUUCGCCAACGACGGUGUCUAUCUCGGCGUCGACUACGCCAACACCACCACACAAGGCCGCGCUUCGACCCGCGUUACUUCCAAAAAGGCUUACACCAAGGGCCUCUUCAUCGCCGACAUUGCCCACAUGCCCGCAGGCGCCGACGAUUCCAACUCGUGCGGCGUGUGGCCGGCCUUUUGGAUGGUCGGCCCCGACUGGCCCAACUCAGGCGAGAUCGACAUCAUUGAAGGCGUCAACAACCAGCCCUCCAACACAGUCUCGUUACACACAGCCCCCGGGUGCACGGUGACCAACGUCGGUUCCCUCACCAGCACCAAGUUGGUCUCAACCGACUGCCAGGGCAACGCCGGCUGCAGCCAGGACACGCACCCCGACAACAACUACGGUACCGCCUUCAACGCGGCCGGCGGCGGCGUCUACGCCCUCGAGUGGACGGACGACGCCAUCAAAGCCUGGUUCUUCCCCCGCGGUAGUGACACCGCCACCCGACUUUCAUCACCCGCCGCCUCAUCAUCUUUCCCCUCAAACUCCUCGUCAUCCGCAGCCACGCCAGACCCAUCCACCUUCGGCACCCCACUUGCCGUCUUUAUCGGAGGCGCCAACUGCCCGAUCGCCGAGCACUUCUCCAACCACAACCUGGUGUUCGACACCACCUUUUGCGGCGACUGGGCCGGCAAGAUGUGGGGCGCCGACCAGACUUGUGCCGCGCUGGCGAGUACGUGUGAGGAGUAUGUGGGCGCGAACCCGGAGGCGUUUAGUGGUGCGUAUUGGUUGGUGAAUGGAGUGCGGGUGUAUCAGGCUGAUGAUGCUGGUGCUGGUGCUGGCGAGGGGAGUCAGUUGAAGAAGAAGCGGGAUCCGUUGAGGAGGAUUAGGAAAGGGGUGGUUAAGUGGCGUGGUUAG